This is a messenger RNA of Kalmanozyma brasiliensis GHG001, 1197 nucleotides long. Its product is annotated as MOSC, N-terminal beta barrel. The transcript has a single exon. Gene Ontology annotation, molecular function: pyridoxal phosphate binding; molybdenum ion binding; catalytic activity. The coding region runs from base 1 to 1197 and encodes 398 amino acids. The record is from RefSeq and is a predicted model, not a curated record. Lineage: Eukaryota; Fungi; Basidiomycota; Ustilaginomycetes; Ustilaginales.
AUGGAAGCCAUCACCCAAGCAGGCCGAGCGUUCCUCAGCUCGACCUCCGACAUGCUGCAGAACGCGCUCGUCUCGUCCAACUCGGCCGCCUCGACGCCGCACGCCGACUCGCUCACCAAAGACCUGGUCGUCUCGCAGAUCCUCAUCCACCCGAUCAAGUCGUGUCGUGGAACCUCCGUCAAAGAAGCGCCGUUCGACCAUCAGGGUCUGCAGUACGACCGUACCUGGCUCAUCAUCGAUGCAACCACCAAAAAGUUCUACACCGCGCGCGAGCUGCCCAAGAUGGUGCUCAUCCAUCCGCGCAUCAAGCACGACGCGAACAAGCUGUCCAUCGAGAUCCCGCAGUCCGAGACGGGAGUCGCUGCUUCGACCGUCGAAGUCUCCCUGCAGCCGAGCGAGGACGAAGUGAAGACGUACGAGGUGGUCGACGGGAUUUUCAUCUGGGGCGCCUACGUCGACGGCUAUGCAGUGUCCAAAGAAGCGGACGAGAAGCUCUCUGCCUACUUUGGCAAGUCCGUCCGACUCGUCCGCAAGGGACCUUCGCCACGCGAAAGCGGACCGACCAACCCAGACGGCAAGGUCGAGUGGAACGAUGCAGUGCUCCGAUACCAGGACUUCUUCCCCUGCCUCGUCGCUUCCGCUGAAAGCCUGCGCGACGUGCAAGCCACCCUCACCGCCUCGGUCUACCCCUCCAUGACCUCGGACUCGGAUGCGAAAGCCUACAAGGUCCCACCUUCGGUCAAUCGCGAGUACUGGACACCAGAAGAGCUCUCCACUCUUCCCAUCACGCGGUUCCGCCCCAACAUCAUCGUCGAUAAUGCCCCCGGUGCCAGUACCACCUUGUCGGCGUGGGAGGAGGAUGGAUGGACAGCAGCGGAGCUCUUUCCGUCCUCCGAAGCAGAGGCUCCGAUGGGCAGUGAGGCGGAGGGCAAAGGAAGAGCGGGGAUGUACAUGCUUGCCAAAUGCGCUAGAUGCAUGGUGCCUAACAUCGACCCGGAGACAGGCGUCAGGGACAACUUUUUGCCGUACAGAGUGCUGCAGGAGUACAGGCAGGUGGACAAGGUCGCAGCAGCGAAAGGCAAGCCGUGUUUCGGGAUGCUGAGCGUGCCGAGGGAGAAGGAGGGAGUGGUGCGGGUUGGGGAUGUUUGGAGGGUCACCAAGACUACGGAUCCCUUGACAAGGGCAUCGCCUGUGUGA